Molecule: messenger RNA, 3854 nt
Organism: Trametes versicolor FP-101664 SS1
Lineage: Eukaryota; Fungi; Basidiomycota; Agaricomycetes; Polyporales; Polyporaceae
Exons: 7
Coding region: 65-3631 (1188 amino acids)
Molecular function (GO): protein binding
Source: RefSeq, a predicted model, not a curated record
CUGACCAGCACCCCGCACCUCGCGAGAACUGUACUCUCGACAUCUUGCGACUCACACGAGCAAAAUGACUGCCACAACUAUGCACUUUGGCCCCGAGUGGAUGCGCCCCAAGGGCACCGCGCGCCCUGCACCGUCGCCCCCGCUGACAACGUCCCCGGCCCCACCUGGGAACGCCUCAUACUCUGCUCUUGUCACCCCUGCGACCCACCCGCCACCCGAGGGGAAAGAUGUGGCUCACCCCUUCCGCUAUUCCAAGGAGGAGAUGCUCCGGAUCUACAAGGAAGGAGGAGGCCGUGGAGGACUCGGUCUUGAGGUGGAGAGGUGGGAGGGCAUCGUGCGCGAGAUAGGCUACGAUCCCGUUGGUCUCAAGGAGAUGAGCGACGCGGAGAAGAAGCUUUACUCGGGCCCGCUGAACUCGGAAGUGCGUCGACGCCAGUCGACGGAUUUUUUAUCGCCUCUCACCACCACAGGCCUCGGGGAGCGUCCGAAGCUGGCACACGCUGGGUCGGGUGCCGGCAGCCCUAUGCGGGAGCGGAUCGGCAGCUUCAUGGGGCGGCGCAGGGACAGCACAGACCAAAUGCCAUUGACUAUUCCCAGGAAGCUGUCGCUCUCCAAUAUGCAGGGCGCGCUUGCAUCUCCGCGGGACGGCGCGCUGCCUUCACCAAGGGUGCGCCCUGGAUUCGACGGGGUACUUAGUGAGACGUGGUCGGCACGAAGACGGAACGCCGAGCUUGCUAAGACUUCCAACGGACUCAACAAAGCCGACAAGGACGGCGACGGAGACGGAAAGGGUACAGAUAUUCAAGAACAGGAGGAGGAAGCCCUACAUGGCUCCGAACGUGCGCAGAAGAACGGAGACUCUGGCGGAGGGACCUCUUCCGAGCUCAAUACUGCGUAUAAUGGCGGUAACUCCAACAAUAACACGUCGAACCAACUGAACGGACAGCUUGACAAAUUAUCGAUCAACGGGAACACCCAACAACAGGGUUCAGCCAAUCCGACCCAACCCCCGCCGGGCCUUGGGGAUUUGUCCAGUAUCGAAUGGUCUUACUUGGAUCCUCAAGGCAAUGUCCAAGGACCGUUCCCGGCGGACACCAUGCAACGCUGGCACGAAUUGAAGUACUUCUCGAGUGAUCUCCUGAUGAAACGGACGCACCUGGACACUGAGUGGACUCCCUUCGGUGUACUGAUUGGUCGAGCUGGAGAUCAACCUGUCUUCCUCACGCCCCUGGUACAUGCUCCUACGCCACCUGGCUUGCCACGUCUAGACACUGUCGUCAACAACGGUAUCCCUGAGAGAAACCAGCAGUCUCCGUACCAACCUGUGCCUACCCGCAAUUUGCGCAGCUCGACUCUGGACUCCUACAUGACGAGUAGUGGAGUAGCUCCGGAGUCACCUGCAUCUUCUAUGGGUGGUCGAUUCGCCUCUCCCGACCCGGCUGUGUUCGACACUCGUAUUGGAGGAGGACAACAAAUGGGAUUCAACCAAGGGGCGGAAUCGCGCAUGCCGUUCGCCGGCGGUCCAGGGCAGCGACGAGCAACUUUGAACCACGAGACCGGCGACCCCAUAUUCGGCAACAGGGCAUUUGCCAGUCCUGUUGCCGGACGGACUCCUGGAGUUGAUGGGAUAGGAUUUGCAGCGGGCGCUCACCCUUCUAUCUUGAACGACACGACUUCUAGUCCCUUCGGACACAGGACUGUCCAGAACCCCGGCGUUUUGAACGGAUAUCCUGGCUCGUCCGUCUUGAAUGGCAGUGAUCUUGGAUCCAUCGGUGGGAUGCAUUCCAACCAGGGUACUCCUUCCAGGGUAGUGAAUCGCGACCCUUUCGGCAAGCCGUUGGAGGACAUCCACGGCGGUGGUUUCUCGAACACCUCCUCUCCCUUCAUUUCUAACGCUGUACCGACGUUCCCUCAAACUCCGCUCUCGCAUUUUGCAGGGCAGGAAACUCGCUCCUUACAUACGAUGACGCCCGACCGCCAGCCCGUAGCCCCUCUGUCGUUCGCUCACCAAAUCCAGCAGCCUUUCGCACAGAGUCCCAGUUUCAACAACGCCCAAUCACCGUGGCUCGCGCAGGAGGCCGCUCCGUUCCGCCGCCCGGGUCCCUUCGAACCCAACCACCCCACCUCGAACAACACGUUCGUCCCCCAGCCCAUUGCGCACUCGCAAUCAUUCGGUCAACCUGCUCAGGGCGGGAUCCCCGCCGCGCAAUCACCGUGGCAGACUGCUCAGCCGGUGAACAAUGACCCGUGGGGCGUCGCAUCCUCGAACCUCACCGUUGCUAACCUCGGGCAACAUAAUGAACAGCAACGUCAAGCAGAAAUCCACCACCAGCCGCCUCAGGAGAACGCCGCCGCACUCGCCGAACAGCCGCAGGCCCAAGCCGUCCCUUCUCCUACCGUAGCUCCCGCCGCACCUGCGGAGACCUCUGCACCUCAAAAGACCAGACGCAAGUCAGGUGCCCAAGCCGCCCCGCAAGCACCCAAGGUUCCCUCUCCUACUGCUGUGAAGCCUCCUUCGCCCAUCCCUGCUCCACCUCCUAUCACCGCCGCAACGUCGGAGCCCAAGGUGCCGUGGGCGGUCGACGACGAGAAGAAGCCUAGGACCCCUGGCGGCGCACUCAACUUGCGCGAGAUCCAGGAAGCGGAGGCCAAGAAGACCGAGGCGCGCAAGGUCGCUGAGCGCGAGCGUGAACGCGCCGCGCGGGCCGCUGCCGCGAACACACAGGCUGAGGACUUCCAGCCGUUCACGGCGUCGUGGGGUCUCCCGACCUCGCAGGCUGGUGCUGCGCGUGCGAAGGAGACGCCUGCGGCUUCGCCUCUGACCACUUCCUCUUCGACUGCUGCUGCGCCGGUGUGGACGAAUGCUACCAAGGCGCCGGUCGCGAAGAAGACGAUGAAGGAGAUCCAGGAGGAAGAGGAGCGCCGCAAGAAGCAGGCAGCUGCGAAGGAGAAGGAGUCGAUGGCGGCUACCGCGCGGCGGGGGUAUGCGGAGACGACGACCAAGGCUGCUGCCCCCGUGCAAGUUGGCGGUGCGUGGACCACGGUUGGCUCUGGAGGCAAAGUGACGGCCGUUGCGACGCCGCCCGCGGUGGCCGCGGUGGCUCGUCCUGCGGCUACACCGGCGGUGUCUGCGAAGGCGGUCCCUACCGUGGCAGCUGCAGCUUCGCCGGUGGUUACCCCGCGUCCCGCUGCCGCAGUAACGCCGCGCCCAGUUGCUGCUGUCCUGAAGGCUACGCCGUCCAAGGAGGACAACUCUAUUGCGCCUGGGCCGUCGUUGGAGUUCCUCAAGUGGAUGAGCGACUCUCUGAAGGGCCUCAACAGCUCUGUCAAUCUUGAAGACAUCACGUCGAUGCUUCUGUCCUUCCCGCUGGACCCGGACCAGUCUACGGUCGAGAUCAUCUCGGACCUCAUCUACGCAAGCAGCACGACACUGGACGGCCGUCGCUUCGCCGCCGAGUUCGUCAGCAAGCGUAAGGUGGACGCUGCGGCACGCCCGAAGGGUGUUAGCGCGAGUGGGUCUGCGUCGAAGCCGCUGUCGAUCGCGGACGUCGUGAAGGCGCAGCCGAAACCUGCGCAGAGCGAAUGGGGCUUCAAGGUCGUGAACAAGAAGAAGAAGGGCGGCCGCGCGUGAAGGCCGAUGGCUGGGAGGCUUCUCGGGCGCCGCUGGGACUGGGAGCGUGGCGCCUGCUAUCUCAUGUCGUGCUACAUAAUGGUUGUAUAGUUGUUGUGCUCGUAAUGCGCCCCCGCGAGGGCGCCGUGUUGUUGCGUAUCGUACUAGUGUUGAUGAAUCUUAUGUCUACCCCGCUCUGCAUUGGAGUGCUAGUAGUGCUACAACAAUGUAAUGCGAUGAUCUC